CUUUGGAAUGAAACUACAGAAAAAAAAUUGGGAGUCCUGGCAGAUGAAGACAACACAUUGCAACAGAAUAGCAGCAGUAACACCAGUCACAGCAAUGUCACGCAGAAAGAAAUCACACUGCCUUCAAGACUGGUCUAUUACAUCAACCAAGACUCCGAAAGCCCUUACCAUGUUCUUGACACAAAGGCAAGGCACCAGCAAAAGCAUAACAAGGCUGUCCAUCUGGCCCAGGCAAGCUUCCAGAUUCAGGCCUUUGGCUCCAGGUUUAUUCUUGACCUCACACUGAACAAUGGCUUGCUGUCUUCUGAUUACGUGGAGAUUCACUAUGAGAAUGGGAAGCCACAGUACUCUAAGGGUGGAGAGCACUGUUAUUACCAUGGGAGCAUCCGAGGCGUCAAGGACUCCCGGGCAGCUCUGUCGACCUGCAAUGGACUUCAUGGUAUGUUUGAAGAUAAUACCUUUGUGUAUAUGAUUGAACCACUGGAGCUGAUUCAUGAUGAGAAAAGCACAGGUCGACCACAUAUAAUCCAGAAAACCUUGGCAGGACAAUAUUCUAAGCAAAUGAAGAAUCUCAGUGUGGAAAGCAGUGAUCAGUGGCCCUUUCUAUCUGAAUUACAGUGGUUGAAAAGGAGAAGGAAGAGAGCAGUGAAUCCAUCUCGUGGUGUGUUUGAAGAAAUGAAAUAUUUGGAACUUAUGAUUGUUAAUGAUCACAAAACGUAUAAGAAGUAUCGCUCUUCUCAUGCACACACCAACAACUUUGCAAAGUCUGUGGUCAACCUCGUAGAUUCUAUUUACAAGGAGCAGCUCAAUACCAGGGUUGUCCUAGUGGCUGUGGAGACCUGGACUGAGAAGGAUCACAUCGACAUCACCACCAACCUUGUGCAGAUGCUCCAUGAAUUCUCCAAAUACCGGCAGCGUAUCAAGCAGCACGCUGAUGCUGUGCAUCUCAUCUCGCGCGUGACAUUCCACUAUAAGAGGAGCAGUCUGAGUUACUUCGGAGGUGUAUGUUCUCGCACAAGGGGAGUUGGUGUGAAUGAGUAUGGUCUUCCAAUGGCAGUGGCACAAGUAUUAUCGCAGAGCCUGGCUCAGAACCUUGGAAUCCAAUGGGAACCUUCUAGCAGAAAGCCAAAAUGUGACUGCACAGAAUCCUGGGGAGGCUGCAUAAUGGAGGAAACAGGGGUAUCCCAUUCCAGAAAAUUCUCAAAGUGCAGCAUUUUGGAAUAUAGAGACUUUUUACAGAGAGGGGGUGGAGCCUGCCUUUUCAACAGGCCAACAAAGCUGUUUGAGCCCACAGAAUGUGGAAAUGGAUACGUAGAAGCUGGGGAGGAAUGUGAUUGUGGUUUCCAUGUGGAAUGCUAUGGUUUGUGCUGUAAGAAGUGCUCUCUCUCCAAUGGGGCCCACUGCAGCGACGGGCCCUGCUGCAACAAUACCUCAUGUCUGUUUCAGCCAAGAGGAUAUGAAUGUCGGGAUGCUGUGAAUGGGUGUGAUAUUACCGAGUACUGCACUGGGGACUCGGGCCAGUGCCCACCAAAUCUUCAUAAACAAGAUGGAUAUGCAUGCAAUCAAAAUCAGGGUCGCUGCUACAGUGGGGAGUGCAAGACCCGGGACAACCAAUGUCAGUACAUCUGGGGAACAAAGGCUUCGGGGUCCGACAAGUUCUGCUAUGAAAAGUUGAACACAGAAGGCACGGAGAAGGGAAACUGUGGGAAGGAUGGAGACCGAUGGAUUCAGUGCAGCAAACAUGAUGUGUUCUGUGGAUUUUUACUCUGUACCAACCUUACCCGAGCUCCACGUAUUGGUCAACUUCAGGGAGAGAUCAUCCCAACUUCCUUUUAUCAUCAAGGUCGGGUGAUUGACUGCAGUGGUGCUCAUGUGGUUUUAGAUGAUGAUACAGAUGUGGGCUACGUGGAAGAUGGAACUCCGUGUGGCCCAUCCAUGAUGUGCUUAGAUCGGAAGUGCCUACAGAUUCAGGCCCUGAAUAUGAGCAGCUGCCCACUCGAUUCCAAGGGUAAAGUCUGCUCAGGCCAUGGGGUGUGUAGUAAUGAAGCCACCUGCAUCUGUGAUUUCACCUGGGCGGGAACAGACUGCAGUAUCCGGGAUCCAGUUAGGAACCUUCAUCCCUCCAAGGAUGAAGGACCCAAGGGUCCUAGUGCCACCAAUCUCAUAAUAGGCUCCAUCGCUGGUGCCAUCCUGGUAGCAGCUAUUGUCCUUGGGGGCACAGGAUGGGGAUUUAAAAAUGUCAAGAAGAGGAGGUUCGAUCCUAGUCAGCAAGGCCCCAUCUGAAUCAGCUGCGGCGGAUGAACGGUGCCUCGCACUGUUGGAUUCUGGAUGUGACACGCUUUCAGCAAUGUUGCCGGAACUGUUAAGUCUGUAAACAAGAACACUGGGUGGUCAUGACUGUAGAACUCAAGUUGGGGUGACCGGGAUGAGGUCAAAGGAAACUGUCCUUUUUGGAAAUCAUUUCAAAGAACUCCUCCCACCACCUGUCAAUAAAAGGGGGGCAAAAGACAAUGUUCUAAAAAGAACUGUUUCAGAAUCUCUUUUUUUUUUCUAAAGGAAGAAGGAACAACAACAAAAAUUAAGUGCAAUAAAUGAACCAUUAAAGAUAGCAAAUGAUUUUUUUUCUUCCUCAGCCUGCUGGCACUUAAUAUCUUCUAAAUGAUCUGGCAUGAUUUCUUUUCUCUUUUCCUACCAAUGACACACUCCAGUGGCAUGAAGAUCUAAUUUUCGAAAGGGUAAAAUCUGCAUGGCAUAUCUACCACAAGCAGCUAGCAAGCCAAUCCGCAGCCAAACCUGCAACUGAAUUCCUAAGGUGGAGAUGACAGGUGAACAUGAGG
Molecule: messenger RNA, 2837 nt
Organism: Myotis lucifugus (little brown bat)
Lineage: Eukaryota; Metazoa; Chordata; Mammalia; Chiroptera; Vespertilionidae
Gene: ADAM23
Product: ADAM metallopeptidase domain 23
Exons: 25
Coding region: 442-2283 (613 amino acids)
Biological process (GO): proteolysis
Cellular component (GO): presynaptic membrane
Molecular function (GO): metalloendopeptidase activity
Source: RefSeq, a predicted model, not a curated record